CCGGGAGGCGGAGGAAGAGCCGGGAGGCGGGAGGCGCCGUGGCUGAGGUGUGCCGGCGCUGGUGGCCUGAACGAGGUAAACCAUGACUGUGGCUUCGGUGGCGUCACUCUUUGGGCCUCCCUUCCUGAGGUUUCCUUGAGCCAUCUCCCUGGUGGAAACGCUCCCGGUUUUUCUCCACAAGUACUUGCGAAAAAGAUGGCUGACAUUAACCUCAAAGAAAUAACCUUAAUAGUAGGUGUGGUUACUGCCUGCUAUUGGAACAGCCUCUUUUGUGGUUUUGUUUUUGAUGAUGUUUCAGCAAUCCUGGAUAAUAAAGACCUACAUCCAUCUACACCCCUAAAAACAUUAUUUCAGAAUGAUUUCUGGGGAACCCCCAUGUCUGAGGAGAGAAGCCACAAGUCUUACCGUCCCUUAACAGUGUUGACAUUUCGCUUAAAUUAUCUGUUUAGUGAACUAAAACCAAUGUCAUAUCAUCUCCUAAAUAUGAUUUUUCAUGCUAUGGUCAGUGUGAUAUUUCUUAAAGUCUGUAAGCUUUUUCUGGACAACAGGAGUAGUGUGGUUGCUGCUCUACUUUUUACAGUGCACCCAAUACAUACAGAAGCAGUAACAGGUGUUGUAGGAAGAGCAGAACUUUUGUCAUCUAUCUUUUUUCUAGCUGCAUUUUUGUCAUAUACCAAAUCAAAAGGACCGGAUAAUUCCAUAGUGUGGACUCCAAUUGCACUGACAGUGUUUUUAGUGGCUGUUGCAACACUGUGUAAAGAACAAGGAAUAACAGUGGUGGGAAUUUGCUGUGUGUAUGAGGUGUUCGUUGCCCAGGGGUAUACUUUGCCAUUAUUAUGUACUACUGCUGGACAGUUUAUCCGUGGAAAGGGUAGUAUUCCCUUUUCUAUGCUGCAGACACUAAUAAAACUCAUUGUCUUGAUGUUCAGUACACUGUUACUUGUUGUGAUUAGAGUCCAGGUUAUUCAAUCCCAGCUUCCAGUAUUCACAAGGUUUGAUAACCCAGCUGCUGUAAGCCCAACUCCUACCAGGCAGCUAACUUUUAACUACCUCCUUCCAGUGAAUGCUUGGCUUCUGUUAAAUCCUUCAGAGCUUUGCUGUGAUUGGACUAUGGGGACAAUACCACUUAUAGAGUCAUUUCUAGAUAUUCGAAAUCUUGCCACAUUUACAUUCUUUUGUCUUCUGGGAACUCUGGGAGUAUUCAGUCUCCGAUACCCUGGUGAUUCUUCUAAGACUGUUUUAAUGGCACUUUCUUUAAUGGCAUUACCAUUUAUUCCUGCAUCGAACCUUUUUUUUCCAGUUGGAUUUGUUGUUGCUGAGCGAGUAUUAUAUGUUCCUAGCAUGGGAUUCUGUAUUUUGGUAGCACAUGGAUGGCAGAAAAUUUCAAACAAAAGUGUAUUUAAAAAACUGUCCUGGGUUUGUCUGUCUGUGGUGAUAUUCACUCAUGCCUUAAAAACCCUUCACAGAAAUUGGGAUUGGGAGUCUGAAUAUACAUUGUUUAUGUCAGCCUUGAAGGUAAAUAAAAAUAAUGCCAAAUUAUGGAAUAAUGUAGGACAUGCUCUGGAAAAUGAAAAAAACUUUGAAAGAGCUUUGAAAUACUUCUUACAGGCCACCCAUGUUCAGCCAGAUGACAUUGGUGCCCACAUGAAUGUAGGAAGAACUUAUAAAAAUUUAAAUAGAACCAAAGAAGCUGAAGAAUCUUACAUGAUGGCUAAAUCACUGAUGCCUCAAAUUAUUCCUGGUAAAAAAUAUGCAGCCAGAAUUGCCCCUAACCACCUAAAUGUGUAUAUCAAUCUGGCCAACCUGAUCCGAGCAAAUGAGUCCCGCCUGGAAGAAGCAGAUCAGCUAUACCGACAGGCAAUAAGCAUGAGACCUGACUUCAAGCAGGCAUAUGUUAGCAGAGGAGAAUUGCUUUUAAAAAUGAAUAAACCACUGAAAGCAAAGGAAGCAUACCUUAAAGCACUAGAGCUGGACAGAAAUAAUGCAGAUCUUUGGUACAACUUGGCGAUCGUAUACAUUGAACUUAAAGAACCAAAUGAAGCUUUAAAAAACUUUAAUCAUGCUUUAGAACUAAAUCCAAAACAUAAGCUAGCAUUAUUCAAUUCUGCUAUAUUAAUGCAAGAAUCAGGUGAGGUUAAACUCAGACCUGAAGCUAGGAAACGACUGCUAAGCUAUAUAAAUGAAGAACCACAAGAUGCCAAUGGCUAUUUCAAUUUGGGAAUGCUUGCCAUGGAUGACAAAAAGGACAGUGAAGCAGAGAUUUGGAUGAAGAAAGCCAUAAAAUUGCAAGCCGACUUCAGAAGUGCUUUGUUUAAUCUGGCUCUCCUGUAUUCUCAGACUGCAAAGGAAUUACAGGCUUUACCAAUUUUAGAAGAGUUGCUGAGAUACUACCCUGAUCAUAUCAAGGGUCUCAUUUUAAAAGGAGACAUUCUGAUGAAUCAAAAGAAGGAUAUACUUGGAGCAAAAAAAUGUUUUGAAAAGAUUUUAGAGAUGGAUCCAGGUAAUGUGCAAGGAAAGCACAAUCUUUGUGUUGUUUAUUUUGAAGAGAAGGACUUACUAAAAGCUGAAAAAUGUCUGGUUGAAACAUUGGCAUUAGCACCACAUGAAGAAUAUAUUCAGCGCCAUUUGAGUAUAGUCAGGGAUAAAAUUUCCUCAUCUAGUUUUAUUGAACAACCAGUAUCCCCAGCUGGUAAGAUGUCAGGUGUAGAAGGAGACAAAAUUCCACCUGAAAAUGUGAAAGAAAUCAGUAGUGAAUCCAGACCAGCACAGAUACAAAAAACAAAUGAUAACAAAAGUCAAUCUAAAUCAGAUAAACAGUUAGGAAAAAAUGCAGACAAAGAGACUCCCCAGAAAACAACAAAAGAUAUCAAAGAAAUUGAGAAGAAAAGAGUUGCUGCUUUAAAAAGACUAGAAGAAAUUGAACGUAUUUUAAAUGGAGAAUAGUAUUCUUUAUCAUGUGAGAGUGGUAUCAAAGAACUUUAAAUCUUGGAAUUCCUUGUACUGGCAGCUUUCAAAAAUAUCAAGGAUAUAUAACAGUUUAUCAUUAGCCGCCUCAUUGUAGAUUCAAGGUAAAAUUUUCAUUAAAGGCCUGUCCUACCCCAGGAUAUACAUAUUAAGUAAGAUAUGGCAGAAAUUUUCAGUUUUGGUGAAUAUAGCAGAAAUGCUAAGUUACAGGUGACAAAUUUUCAACUUCUAUUACAGAAGGAAAUUUUUCCUGAUAGAAUAAUCUGUACUACCCUCAAAAAUAAUUUGAGGCUUGAAUGAUAAUCUUUGAGGGCAAAUCUGACAUGUGCUAUUUUAUUCUGUGAAUUCCAUGUUAUUACUGUACUUCAUUUUUCCUUUACCUCUUGAAAUUUCUGGCUUUGGAUUCAAAACACUUAUUGAACACAUUCUUUUUCUAAAAUAGUUCUUAUGUUAACCAAGGGACUUAGCACUACAGAAAAAUUCUAGCUUUCUUUUUGUUGUUUACUUUGGUUAACUUUUAGAAGGAAUGCUGGGUGAAACAUAUUUUAAAAGUCAUGUGACAUGUUAGCUUAAGAAUGUAUUUUCAUAGUUUCAUGCUUACUCUUUACUCUAAAAUGCAGUUUUUAGGUAACAUUUUACACAUGCCUACAUAUAUACACAUUUCUAAUGGUGCUCAUGUAUGAUUAUUUUUAACACAUUGAGAGUAUCACAUGAACCACAUAAUCAUGCCUAUAUUUUGACUUUUACUCCCCAAACUUUUCAUGUUAGGGUCAUAGUCAUAUUGAGAAAUCCCAGUAACUCUCUUAAGAACUUUUGAGUUUUAACAUAGUAAAUUUCUUUUUCAUGUUAGUGUAGUUCUGCGAUCAUAUGUGAAUUUUAGUUUUAUGUUUCCAGAGUCACACCUUAAUCCCUCUUUCAUACCUUAAGCCACUAAAUUCAGUUCUGUUUAACAAAAGGCAAAAUAAUGUGAUAAAAUUUAUUUUUAAACACUAAAUUCCUGAAAUCUUGUUAUGGUAUAUAUUUUUAUUAAAUAUUUAUUUUGACUACUGAGCUUUCAUAAAAUUUUAAGCUGUUUUAAUUCUAUUAAUUGUGGAAAACAAAUUGCUAUUGCAUUCCCCUAUGUAUGCAUCAUUUUUCACUGACUGUCUAGUUAUAAAAAUAAUUAGCCUAGUAUAGGGUUAAUAAACUUGUCAGUUGAUUUUGACAAAUUUAAACUGGAAUGAUAUAGUAAGUUGAAAAGUAGAAUCAACUCAAAGUUAUAAUUUAAAUUUUUUUUUUUUUUUUGGAGUUAGAGUGCAUUUUAAAUGCAUUUGUAGUACUUACUAAAGUUGGUUUUAAUUUAAACUUAAAAAUAGCUAUCAUUGUGGGAUAAUAGCUGAUUUCUAAUUAUGUAGUAAUUCAGAAACUAUUUUUUUGGUUCCUUUGAGAUAACUUCUUUCUAAUUAUGUAUGUUUCAAAAAUCAUAUCCCAGUAAUCCUUUUAAGAAAUGUUUUAUAAAUAGGUCACAAAUGUUUCACAUGGUCUGUAUUAAAGACCUACUGUUACUAGAUUCCUUGAGGAUCUGUCAUAGAUUUUUAGGCAAUUUAAAGCAAGCACUGAUAAUAGUGGGAGAUAAUUCUUAGCCCAGGAGAUUGUGUUAAGCAUCAAAGCAAUACUUAAUUUCAGUCCUUAGAUUAUGGCUUUAUGACUCUAGAUAUAAGGUGGAGAAUACCUCAUAUAAUAUGACUUGAAAAAAUGAAGCUAUGUGUUUCUUAUGUUCUUUCCAUGUUUUGAGAAGUUGCUUCUGAGAGUGAUUUCUCUGCUAUGCUAUAAAGAGAGGAUAGUUUAGAAAAGUACAAGGAAAUCUUUAAUGAUAGCAGACAAAAUAAAAGUUUGAGUAGUAUUUUAAUAAAGCUAUAUAACUAUUCAGUGAUAAAAGGUAUAUAUUAAUGUGUAUCCAGUGAUUUUUCUAGAAAAAAUUAUCUUAGCACAUGGAACAGUGCCUAUCAUAUAGGAAAUGCUCCUGUAUCUUCAAUGACUUAUUUAAAUCAAAUUCACCCUGAUAUAAUUAAUAAUUUAAUAAUGAUAAUGGAUUCUUAAUCCAUUUCGUACUAGAAUCCUGGUGAGGGUGCCUUUUAGUAUGGACAUUAUCCUAUAACAGAUCUCAAUUUCUGGAGCCAUGCUUCAAUUUUCUAAAAGGUCUCUGAGUGGUUCUAAUUUGAAGUCAUGUUAGAGCACUGUGAUAAAUUAAUUCUGGAAAAUCCUUUUGUCUGUCUUGCGCUAUUUUUUAAAUUUAAAGUAGAAUCCAGUUAAGUUUUGAUGUUUAAAUUCCAUUAAGAAAUAAUUUUCUUCUGGAAAUCAGUAUGUAUUCCUUGAAAUUUGAGAUCUUACAUUCCAUGAAGCUUGCUUAUAUGUAAGAUUAUUAUUUCUCUAUAAAUUCAAAAUAGAAAUUUUAUUUAAAUUGUUAAGUAAAAAUAAUGGAUUAUUUUUCUCUCUCUCUGGAGCUGCCUUUUUGAGGAAAUGGUGUAGAAGGCUUAUUUUAUCCUAGGUUACUAACCAACAGUUAAAUUGUGAGAAUCCGUAAGCUUGGAAAAGAAAACCUAUCACCGGUUUGUACGUUACUGAUGAAUGGGCACAGUUUUACAGUACAAUCUGUUCCCUAAGAGUUCAAGAAAAGCUUUGACAAUCUCCGAGGGGCAAUGGUAUGUUACUCCUUCACUGCUUCUCAGAAGGUGCAAUUUAAGUUUCUAGAGUUGUUCCUGUAUGGAUUUACUAUUAUUAUUAACAUUCAGAAUUGGGAAUUUUGUCUGAUAAUUAUUCCAGUGAGUAUUUUUCUGGGGUUGAUGACGAGGAGAAUAAGACAAAUACAUAUUUUGUUUUGCAAUUUUCUGUUUACUUUUAUGUAAAUAUUUUGUAUGUGAAUUGCACAAUUCUAAUAAACCUCAUCCCUUUUAUUACAUCUAAUUUGAACUCAACUUCAUGUUUUAGAAUGUUUCUUCAAAUAUACUUUAAUGAAAUUAAGAAAAUAUAUAGAUUUGUAUGUCAGUUUAUACUUCAGAAUUGCAUAUAUUUGUCAUAUUUAUUUUUUUAAAACCUUCUAAUUGCAUGACUAAAUGGCUUAAAAAUAAACUCCCCAAAAGCUAUGGUACCUUUGUCCAAAAGUUUACAUGUUGGAAGCUGUCAGCCAUCCAUGGUAAGGGUUCAUAAGAAGAUAGUUUAAAAUUGUAUACAUUUUACAUUUAAUGUGUUUACCGUAUUUCUAAAUAUUCAGUAUUAAAUUGGUACUUUUUCAAGACUUAACAUGAUUUGCCUUUUAGUGUUAAAAUGAAAACAAAAAUACAAUUCUGUAUAUGAAGAGAUUUCUACUCCUACAAAGAACAGCUGGCAUGUAGUAUAGUAGCAUUUAUCUGUGAAAGGUGUCCAUUAAAUUAAUUCCUAAAGAUAUAUUAUGAGUGGCAAACUACAAGUUCUGCAUCUACCUAGGUUCAAAUUCUGUUGUCACCUAUGAUAUAACUUAAGGAAAUUAUUUAACCUGUGUGUCUCCAGUUUCUUCAUCUGCCAGUUGGGGAAAACACUUUCCUCUUAAGGUUCUUAAAGAAUCAAUAUGUUAUUUAUUACUUAAUAUGUUGAAGUUGUUUAGAAGAUAUCUAGAUGUUGUUUAGAUGUAUUAUUUUAAAGAUUUACAAAGAGAGAGAUUGGGAGAGACAGUGAAAGAGAAAUAUCUUCCAUAUGCUGUUUCACUCUUCACUCAGCUGCAAUGGCCAGGGCUGGGCCAAGCUGAAGCCAGAAGCUUCAUCCAGGUUUCCUACAUUGGUACAGGAAUCCAAGGAUUUGGGCCAUCUUCUGCUUUCCCAGAUGCAUUAGCAGGGAACUGGAUCAAAAGUGGAGCAGCUGGGACUUGAACUGGCACCCAUAUGGAAUGCUGGUAUCGCAGGGGAUAACUUUACCCACUAAGCCACAAUGCCAGCCCCCUAGAAGAAUCCUUAUAGUAAGUAAAUUAUCUACUAAUAAAAACAAAGUUAAACUCUUUUGAUGCAAAUUAUUUGAUUUAUUUGUAUGCUGGCAGAGAUAUCAAUAAUGGUGAUGAAAGCAAGUGAAUGAUUAGAAAUUAAUGAUAAUUCUCAUUUCUUAGCUAUCUAUGCUGACAGGUACAUAGGUAGCAUAAAGUACAAGUAGUUUUAGAAAAUUUCAUAGAAAGUGAAUAUUCUUUUUAAAAAGUAUUUGGAUUUCAAAAAUGUUUUGCCGAAAUAUGAUUCUACUGCAUCUAGUUAAGUCCUAAGAUAAAAUUCAGGAUAGACCUUCAAAAAUUUCAGAUAUAAUUUGGUAUCCUAAUUCCUGUGUUCCUCCCUUGGGAAUCUUGAAAAGAAGAUGUGCAUAAAAGAGCAAAAUUAGGCAGUACUACUUUAAUAAUGACAAAACCCAAAACCAAAAAAGCUCCAUUUUCAUUUGAUGAGGGUCAGACAAAAUCAUUUUGGCCAAGAUGUGCAUGUGGACAGCUAAUAGGGUGAGGUGCUUAGAAGAUAGAGAAAGGAAACUAAGUAAUGGAGGUGAGAAGACGCUUCAUUUUCCUGGCUUGACUGAUCCUUUGGCUGAUAGUUUGUUCAGCAGAAAUCUUCUGCCUAAGCAACAGCAUCUACCUAAUGGGGAGUAUUACCAUAAUUAAAUGUAAUAGUAAAAGUGAGAAAUGCACUGGCUUUUUGCUGAAUAUUGAGCAGUGGAUUAUCUAGUUGACAGACCUGCCUCCUAAUAUUUGCAAGGCCUGUGAAAAAGGAAAAGAACAGACCAACAUACCAUAUGUCUAAACUGUUAGAGAUUAUAAAUCAAAGUAAUAUAUGUGCGCUUGCUACAAUUGACAGAUUCAUACAAGAAGUGAAAAUGUAUAAAAAUGUGAUUGUAUCAAAAGCAAAAUAAAGGCGGAUGAAUUGUAUUGAACAUGCAUAGUGUUUUAAUA
This is a messenger RNA of Lepus europaeus (European hare), 7894 nucleotides long. It is a transcript of the gene TMTC3, whose product is annotated as transmembrane O-mannosyltransferase targeting cadherins 3. Gene Ontology annotation, molecular function: protein binding; mannosyltransferase activity. Gene Ontology annotation, biological process: protein O-linked glycosylation via mannose. Lineage: Eukaryota; Metazoa; Chordata; Mammalia; Lagomorpha; Leporidae. The record is from RefSeq and is a predicted model, not a curated record. Bases 196 to 2943 code for a protein of 915 amino acids. The transcript has 14 exons. Gene Ontology annotation, cellular component: endoplasmic reticulum.